This is a messenger RNA of Coffea arabica (coffee), 564 nucleotides long. RefSeq names its product CASP-like protein PIMP1. Lineage: Eukaryota; Viridiplantae; Streptophyta; Magnoliopsida; Gentianales; Rubiaceae. The record is from RefSeq and is a predicted model, not a curated record.
AUGAACACUACUCCUGAUAUGUAUAUAUCAAAUAAAAUAGAGUACUGGUGGUCAAGGCAAGAGGAGAGGAGGAGGGGGUGGGGAUCAGCAGCUGGUUUUGAUAAGAGUAAGGAAUCUGGGUCUGGAUUUGCUUUUACGUCGAUUUGCCUCCUCAUCUCGCUAGUUCUCAUCAUCAUCAACACUGUUACUACGGUUGAUGAUGAAGGCCAUGAAUACCAAAUCAGGUUUAAUGAUUUUUAUGCGUACCGUUACCUGGUGGCUUCUGCUGUUGUUGGAAUUGCCUUCACUCUCACCCGAUCUGCUUUCGAUAUCUUUAAAGUGAGCACUGGAAAUCGACUUGGUGGUGCGGGCUUCUAUUUGCUCGACUUUUAUGCCGACAAGGUUACAUCCUACUUGCUUGCCACGGGUGCUGCUGCAGGGUUUGGGCUCUCCGUUGAUUUGAACCGGGCACUAGGAAAUGACUCGUCGUCCCUCACAGAUUUUCUUAAUAAAGGAAUUGUGGCAGCAUCUAUUUUCUUAGUGGGAUUUGUGUUCUCAGCUGUAUCAUCAGUUUUUUCAUCUUAA